AUCCUCUCUCUCUCUCUCUCUCUCUCUCUCUCUCUACAAAACCCUUCGAAUGUGAAAGGAAUUGCAGUGCCAUGAUAUAGAUAUAUAGAUAUAGAGAGAGAAAGUGUAUCUUUGCGUUUUAGAAAGAGGGUGAUUGUCAUAGACCCACCAGAGAUUAAAUUAAGUUCCCAUCACUAUUUCUCAUAAAAAGAACUUCCACAGAGAGAGAGAGAGAGCUUCUUCAUGUGAUCAUGGAAGGAGGUGAUGAUCAUCUUCACCGGCCAAACUUUCCAUUCCAGUUGCUCGAGAAGAAGGAAGAAGAAGCCUGCUCCAGCUCCGGCGCCAACCGGAGCCUCCAGAUCUCCGCCGAGACUUCGAAGAAGCCGCCGCCCAAGCGGACCUCCACCAAGGACCGCCACACCAAGGUCGACGGCCGCGGCCGCCGCAUCCGCAUGCCUGCCCUCUGCGCCGCCAGGGUCUUCCAGCUAACCCGCGAGCUAGGCCAUAAGUCCGACGGCGAAACCAUCGAGUGGCUCCUCCAGCAGGCCGAGCCCGCCGUCAUCGCAGCCACCGGCACCGGCACCAUCCCUGCCAACUUCACCUCCCUCAACAUCUCCCUCCGCAGCUCCGGCUCCUCCAUGUCCGUCCCUUCCCAGCUCCGAUCAUCUUCCUACUUCAACCCUAAUUUCUCCCUUCCCCAACGCCGAACCUUAUUCCCUGGAAUCGGCUUAUCAUCUUCGCCCGAUACUUCCUCUUCAACGCUUCUCAAUUUUCAAUCAACAAACCCUAACCCUAUGUUACAAGCCAAACCAGAGCUGCGAGACAACAAUACGACAUCUUUGGAGUUGUCGGAGCCGGAGGAGAGCAUGAGCCGGAAACGCCGGGCCGAGGAGCUCUCGACGCAGCACCAAAUGGGCAACUACUUGUUACAGUCGAGCACCGGCGCCAUGCCGGCGAGCCACGCCUCAAUUCCAGCGAAUUUUUGGAUGGUCGCCAAUUCCACCAAUCAAGUCAUGAGCGGCGACCCGAUUUGGACGUUUCCAAAUUCAGUAACGAACAGCGGUUUGUAUCGAGCCGCCACCAUGUCCAGCGGCUUACAUUUCAUGAAUUUUCCGACUCCCGUCGCCCUACUGCCCAGCCAGCAAUUGGGCACCGGAAUUGGCAGCGGCGGAGGAGGAGGAGCGGGCGGCGGCAUGAAUGAAGCACACUUCGGAUUACUGGCGGGAUUAAAUUCCUACCGGCCGGCCGGCGUAUCGGAAUCUCAAGCGAGCGGCUCGCAUUCGCAUCACGGAGGCGAUGAUCGACACGAUUCGACGAGUCACCACUCAUAAACCAUAUCCGUAACUGUGUGUAGUUUGAUUUGUAACACACGCGAGGGUUUGAAAGAGGAUGAGAGGACCAUAUUUUAACAAGGGUGGGUGGUAUUAUUGGUUGUUUUUUGCUAAUUAAUUAAAGCCUUCCUUUCA
Messenger RNA from Diospyros lotus (date-plum), 1445 nucleotides. RefSeq names its product transcription factor TCP15-like. The coding region runs from base 231 to 1310 and encodes 359 amino acids. The transcript is spliced from 2 exons. Gene Ontology annotation, cellular component: nucleus. Gene Ontology annotation, molecular function: DNA-binding transcription factor activity; sequence-specific DNA binding. NCBI's taxonomy places the organism in Eukaryota, Viridiplantae, Streptophyta, Magnoliopsida, Ericales, Ebenaceae. The record is from RefSeq and is a predicted model, not a curated record.